Molecule: messenger RNA, 1245 nt
Organism: Acanthisitta chloris (rifleman)
Lineage: Eukaryota; Metazoa; Chordata; Aves; Passeriformes; Acanthisittidae
Gene: GJD4
Product: gap junction protein, delta 4, 40.1kDa
Exons: 2
Coding region: 1-1245 (414 amino acids)
Biological process (GO): cell communication
Cellular component (GO): connexin complex
Source: RefSeq, a predicted model, not a curated record
AUGGAGCACUGGGACUCACUGGGACUUUUGAUUGUCACACUCAACUAUAAUGUGACUAUUGUAGGAAAAAUCUGGCUAAUGUUAAUAAUUCUGCUGCGAAUGGCAGUGGUAGUAUUAGCAGGCUAUCCCCUCUACCAAGAUGAGCAGGAACGCUUUGUCUGCAACACCCUGCAACCAGGAUGCUCCAACGUUUGCUAUGACUUGUUCUCUCCUGUAUCUCACUUUAGAUUCUGGCUCAUUCAGACUGUGUCUAUCCUCCUACCUUAUGCUGCAUUCAGCAUUUAUGUUUUGCACAAGGUAGCUCUGCACAUUGUAAAAAUGCAUUGUCUGGUGCAUGGAUGCAAAGGGAAUAAGGGUUUAUCAAGCCCCAAAGAUGUGAAGGUGCUCUGUAAAUGUGGUGUUGUCAAUAGAGUAGAUUUUGGUGCAGACAACCUAAGUAUCCUUAAUUUUUCUGGGGCAUAUACUGUUCAUCUUUUUUUUAGAACCCUACUUGAGGCUGCCUUUGCAGGUGUGCAGUAUUUCCUAUUUGGAUUUUUCGUCCCUGAGAGCUUUUCCUGCUACCAUUCACCUUGCACAAGCACAGUUGACUGUUAUAUCUCCCGGCCCACUGAGAAAUCCAUCAUGAUGAUUUUCAUCUGGGGGGUCAGCAGUCUAUCCUUUCUGCUUAGCCUUGCUGACCUUGUCUGUGCCCUCCGGAGAAUGACAGCAAGAAACCAAAAGAACAAGCUGCUGGCAAACCUCUGCAAAGAGAAGGAGUGCAUUUUAAAUUUUCCCCCAGUACAGCAUGGUAGCUCUUCUCUGCCUCAAAAUGAAGACUGCCCAAUAUCAAAUAACUGUCACACCAGUGAUGGCUCCUGCUCGCUUCUCUCUGAAGAAGAGGCUGUUCUUCAUCCUGAAGUUGUCCCCCAGCAAACUGCCAGCUCUAACCUUAACAGCAACAGCAAUAAGUGCUGUGGAUCAGGAGAUCUUGCUGUUAAUCAAGACAGCACUGAAGAACCCUUGUGUGCCAGUGAUCACCAAGGAACUUCAUGCAGGCAAGUGAGACACAGACUUCAGCAAGACUUCAUUAAAGAUACUGCCCCAGCUUUAAGACCUCAGAUCAGGUCUCACCUUGGAGUUUCUUCCUCUAUAAUUCAGAGCAAGCUUUUAGGAGUCUACCCUUCAGCUGAGCUAAAAAGCCCUGAUGCACAAUCAAAUUAUAGCAGUAGUAGUUGCUUGAGGUCAAAAAAGUCAGAAUGGGUAUAG